Messenger RNA from Volvox carteri f. nagariensis, 441 nucleotides. RefSeq lists its product as uncharacterized. NCBI's taxonomy places the organism in Eukaryota, Viridiplantae, Chlorophyta, Chlorophyceae, Chlamydomonadales, Volvocaceae. Bases 1 to 441 code for a protein of 146 amino acids. The transcript is spliced from 4 exons. The record is from RefSeq and is a predicted model, not a curated record.
AUGGCAUCCGAUGGUGCCCUGGGUGUGGAUGUGCAUGGGCCGGACAAGCACGUUACCCCGGAUUUCUCCCACCCAGCUGUCAGCCCCACGUUACCUAACCUCCCGACCGCACCAAGCCUGAUUGCGGACACGUUGUGCAACAGAAAGGCAAGGGUAUGGCCUCAGGUACCGAAGCUGUCCUGGGAAUUUGCUGACAGCCCCGCUAGCCAGAACUCUUCGGAGAGUCACCUUUUGCGCUGCCUUUACAGGACAUUUGUACAUCUCAGGGUGCACAGGGGUGACAAUAGCCUCCAGCUCAAGGAAGUAACGCCAUCCACCAUGAAACCAAGGCACAGUAGGCUGAACCGCGACCCAUACGAGAUUGCCGCCAUGGCGCGCAUUGUCAUACAUCUGCUCCAUUGCGCGCAGCUAUAUGAUAUCUACGUUAGGCAUAUGAGCUAA